This is a messenger RNA of Camelus dromedarius (Arabian camel), 1617 nucleotides long. RefSeq names its product CD177 molecule (gene CD177). The record is from RefSeq and is a predicted model, not a curated record. Gene Ontology annotation, cellular component: plasma membrane raft; plasma membrane. NCBI's taxonomy places the organism in Eukaryota, Metazoa, Chordata, Mammalia, Artiodactyla, Camelidae.
AUGAGCCCUGCCCUGCUGCUGGCCCUCCUGGGCAUCACCCACACCCUGACCGGAGUGCAUGCCCUGACCUGCAACCAGGGGAGCGCGGAAACCGUGAGGGACAUAUCGGAGCUGCCUCUCCAGUGGACGACCGGCCAGAAGUCCUGUGAGGAUGGCUGGGGCUGCCAGGAAGUUCUGCUGCUCAUUGAGAAUGGUGAGAAGGUGAAUUUGAUGAUCCUCAAGGGCUGCACCCAGGCGGCGAAUCAGGAGGCCCGCGUCACCCAGCACAGGACAGGCCCCGGACUCUCCGCUCUAUCCUACACCCACGUGUGCAGGGAGGAUCUGUGCAACAAUCUCUCCUCCACCGUCCCUCUCCGGGCCCUGCCCCCACCCACAGCCAUGGGGUCUGUGCGGUGUCCAGUCUGCUUGUCUACAGCAGGCUGUGGGUCUGCAGCGGAGCUGCCCUGCCCCAUCGAGAGCUCGCACUGCUACAGUGGGGUCCUUCUGUUCAGCGUCCUGGGACCCAGAGGAAGAUGGGCCUGGCUUCCCAGAGCUGUGCCUCCCCCAGAGGGUUGGCUGAUCCCAGCGGCAGCAUCUCCCUCCCUCUCUCUUUCCACAGGGGCCAUCUCUAGCCGUCUGAAAGUCCAGGGAUGCACAUCUCAAGAAGGCUGCAACCUGCUUAAUGGGACUCGGGAAAUAGGGCCCAUCACUCUGCGGGAGACCUGUGAUCCUCAAGCUUUUCUGUCCUGUCAUCGGGGAGUCAUGUUACGGACUUCUGUAAACCUGGCUCAGGAACCGGUUGAAUGGACCGCGAAUGGGAGGCAGCUGUGUGAUCCUGGGGAGGUGUGUCAGGAGACACUUCUGCUCAUAGAUGUAGGACACAAAUCACUCCUAGUGGGGAGCAAAGGCUGCAGCAAAGCCAGGACACAGGAUCCCCAGACUAUCUCCAUACACUCGGGACCCCCAGGAGUGCUCGUUGCCUCCUAUGCCCGGUUCUGCUCCUCUGACGAGUGCAACAGCGCCAGCAGCAGCAGUGUCCUCUUGAACUCCCUCCCUCGUCCAGCUGCCCCUGCCUCAGGAGACUUGUACUGUCCAGCCUGUGUGUCGCUUUUUGGAUCCUGCCCAGAAAACUCUGAAACUGUUAGGUGCCCUAGCGGCACCACUCACUGUUACAAGGGUUACAUUGCUCUCCGGGGAGGUGGGCUGAGCACCUCAUUGAACGUUCAGGGCUGGGUGGCUCAACCUUCCAGCUCCUUGUUGAACCGUAUUCAGAAUAUUGGGGUCAUUUCCGUGGCUGAGAAGCGUGAUGACGAGAAUGAGCCUCUAGAGAAUGAGCUUCUACUCCCAGCUGGAGCUGCUCCUGCCCCCUACCUGGCUUGGGUGGUAGGGCUGGGGCUAUCUCUAGCCCUGUGGUGUGGAGCCCCCUCCCUGCUCAUCCCAUUUUCUCACGAUUCUUAGCUCCUGCUGACCCCCAGUCCCCAACCCUCCCUCUGACCUCAUAACUAAACAGUCUUGGACACUGAAUUAUUUCCCCAUCCUCUACACGAAUUAUCAUCCACCCCCAUGCCCUGCCCCCCAUCACAUACUAUAUGACCUGAUGACAACAUAUGGAAAGGUCUGGAAGCAGCUGAACUUUCC